Prinia subflava (tawny-flanked prinia) is the source of this 733-nucleotide messenger RNA. RefSeq names its product olfactory receptor 14J1-like. Gene Ontology annotation, cellular component: membrane. The record is from RefSeq and is a predicted model, not a curated record. The transcript is spliced from 3 exons. Gene Ontology annotation, molecular function: olfactory receptor activity; odorant binding; G protein-coupled receptor activity. Bases 2 to 733 code for a protein of 243 amino acids. Gene Ontology annotation, biological process: G protein-coupled receptor signaling pathway. Lineage: Eukaryota; Metazoa; Chordata; Aves; Passeriformes; Cisticolidae.
CAUGAUCAGCUGCAGCAGGACCUCAAGCCCACAGCCGGAAUCCAGAGCCCACAGCCAGGAACCCCUGUUGAAGACAAGCACAGGAUCCCCUCCUUGCUUGAACCAUGACUGCUCCCAACCAGCAGAGUAUUUCCUCCUGACCGUGAUGUGCUACGACCGCUACGUGUCCAUCUGCAAACCCUUGCACUACGGGACCCUCCUGGGCAGCAGAGCUUGUGCCCACAUGGCAGCAGCUGCCUGGGCCAGUGCCUUUCUCAAUGCUCUGCUGCACACGGCCAAUACAUUUUUCCUGCCCCUGUGCCAUGGCAAUGCCCUGGGCCAGUUCUUCUGUGAAAUCCCACACAUCCUCAAGCUCUCCUGCUCCAAAUUCUACCUCAGAGAACUUGGGCUCAUUGCUAUUAGUCUCUGUUUGGUAUUUGGCUGUUUUGUGUUCAUUCUUUUCUCCUAUGUGCAGAUCUUCAGGGCUGUGCUGAGGAUCCCCUCUAAGCAGGGACGGCACAAAGCCUUUUCCACCUGCCUCCCUCACCUGGCCGUGGUCUCCCUGUUUCUCAGCACUGGGUUUUUUGCCUACCUGAAGCCCCCCUCCAUCUCCUCCCCAUCCCUGGAUCUGUCAGUGUCAGUUCUGUACUCGGUGGUGCCUCCAGCCCUGAACCCCCUCAUCUACAGCCUGAGGAACCAGGAGCUCAAGGCUGCAGUGUGGACACUGAUCACUGUACGAUUUUACAAACACUAA